Molecule: messenger RNA, 2466 nt
Organism: Pichia membranifaciens NRRL Y-2026
Lineage: Eukaryota; Fungi; Ascomycota; Pichiomycetes; Pichiales; Pichiaceae
Exons: 4
Coding region: 1-2466 (821 amino acids)
Biological process (GO): transmembrane transport
Cellular component (GO): membrane
Molecular function (GO): sulfate transmembrane transporter activity
Source: RefSeq, a predicted model, not a curated record
AUGGUGAAAAAUUUGUUCAAAAAAUACUACUACAAGAAGUCCAGACAGGGGCACUCACAUGCCGAUCCCGCUGGAGACGGUGAGCAGUCUGUGUUGUCCAACGAGAGUGAGAGCAGUAGUGUUCGUAGCAGCUCAAAGAUACCAAAGAUAGAAGCAUAUGGCACGGAGCCUGUGUCGGACUACACUAUAUUUCCUUACAACGAAAGAGUGAUAGAGUCUAAGGAUUAUCUGAAGUACUUGGCAAGGUCUCCGAUGAAAAGGUCGGCCCACUAUGUCAAAAACCUUUUUCCAAUUUUCUCAUGGAUAGGAUACUACCCAACACAGCCCAAAUGGAUUGCCUCGGACUUCAUCACAGGUGUUUCCGUUGCAAUUGUUUUGGUGCCACAGGCUAUGUCCUACGCAAAGCUAGCAGGAUUGGACCCCGUGUACGGGCUUUACUCUUCUUUCAUUGGUUUGAUGAUGUAUGCGCUUUUCGCAACUUCAAAAGAUGUCUCCAUCGGCCCCGUCGCAGUUAUGAGCUUGGAGGUUUCCAAGAUCAUCAACCGGGUUCAAGACAAGUACGGUGAUCUGUACACGGCCCCUGAAAUUGCUACCACUCUUGCGCUAUUGUGUGGUGCUAUCACUUUGGGUGUCGGUCUUUUAAGACUCGGGUUCUUGGUGGAAUUAAUUCCGUUGCCUGCAGUAAUGGCUUUCACAACAAGUUCGGCCUUUAAUAUCAUUGCGAGCCAGUUACCUGGCUUGAUGGGCUACUCGAGUAAGGUCAACAACCACGUGGCUUCUUACAAAAUCAUCAUCAAUUUUCUAAAGCAUUUGCCAGACACAACAGUAGAUGCUGCUUUCGGUCUUGUUGGACUUUUUAUCUUGUACCUCUGGAAAUACUUCUGCCAACACAUGAUCAAGAGGUAUCCGAAGAAGGCCCUCCUUUGGACUUAUGUUUUGAACUUAAGAACUGCGAUUGUCAUCAUCUUCUCAACACUAAUUUCCUUUCUCAUUAUCCGUCAUCACAGGGAACACUCUCCUUUUUUGGUCACCGGUGAAGUCAAGGCCGGAUUGCAAAAUCUUGGUAUGUUCACGCCACCUGCCAAUCUUGCAUCUCGUAUUGCGCCGGACUUGCCUGUUGCAACAAUCGUGUUGGUUCUUGAACACAUAUCCAUUGCAAAGUCAUUUGGCCGCUUGCACGACUACAAAAUAGACCCAAACCAAGAAUUUAUUGCCAUUGGGGUUACUAACCUUGUUGGAACUUUUUUUAGUGCCUACCCUGCCACAGGAUCAUUCUCACGUACUGCAUUAUCUUCCAAAUGUGGUGUGAAGACCCCAUUGGCUUCUAUUUUCGCUGGGUUUUGUGUUUUGCUAGCAAUUUACUGUUUCACAGACGCUUUUUUCUACAUCCCAAAGGCAACGUUAUGUGCAAUCAUCAUUCACGCUGUGAGUGAUUUGAUGGCUUCUUAUACAGCAACCUGGAAGCUGUACUUGAUUCAGCCCUUGGAUUGCGGAAUCUUUCUCGUUGGUGUCUUUAUUGGAGUUUUUGCUUCCAUCGAAUACGGUAUUUAUUGGGCAAUGUGUGCUUCAUGUGCCCUCAUAAUUUGGAGAAUGUGUUGGACAAACGGUACUUUCAUGGGGCGUAUCAAGGUUGCCUUUAUAAACUCAGGUCUCAUCUCAAUGGCAGAUUCUUAUAUGAGUGUAGGCAGUUACAAGGCCACUGAUUGUAAUGAGCUCACAGAUUCAAUGGAUCGAGAUAUUGUUUCUUAUACCUAUAAAUGGGUGCCUUUAUCCAUAGAGAAUACAAAUCCAGACAAAGUUCACACGAGAUUCAUCAAUGAAAGAAUUGAUAUUGAACUGCCACCACCAGGAGUGAUUGUUUACAGAAUGAAUGAGAGCUUUGUGUAUCCCAACGCCUCUGCUCAGACUGACAACAUAAUCGAUUACAUCAAAAAAAACACACGUUCUUCCGGGCAAAAAAGAGAGAUUUUGUGGAAUAACAUUGGUGAGCAUCAGAAGCUAGAUUGGAAUUGGAAUUGGAAUACACAAUCAGAAACCUACUAUGAUAAAGAUGUUUCAAGAAUCAUUUUGAAACCGAAGCUCAAGAUUCUACACUUAGACUUCUCCCAAGUUGUUGCAAUCGAUGCAACAUCUAUACAAGCGCUUAUUGAUAUGAAGAGAGCAAUAAGUUUACACACAGAUUCCGAGUUUGAAAUGCAUUUCUCAGGAAUAAUCAACCCGUGGGUUAUCCAUGGGUUGGUUAAUGCUGGCUUUGGUGGCAAGGCUGGUGAUCCAACUCCAAACAAAAAGACAGCUGAUCAUGAUGUUGAGGAUCAUGCAGUUGAAGUGGAUAUGCCUCGGACGAGCGUUGAAACCGACAGGUACAUUAGUGCAGCCUUUGGAAGCAAUGGUGUGCUAUAUCCUGUCUUUGGUACGAACCUUCCUAUGUUCCAUUUGGAUAUCCCAUCAUAUGCAGAGUAUGAUUGA